UCGUUGCCAUCCUGUUGGAUGACAUGAAAUAAGAGCGACUGCUGGAUAUCUUCUACUUCGACAGUUCGGUUAUGAUGUGAGGACCAAAAGGGCCGAUAAUGGGAGCCUCUGUGGGGAAGGAAUCAACACGUAGUUUCUAAGGCUCCCGUAUGUUUCCAGCCAUAAUCCUUCAAACCAGCUGUCACUGUUCAGACAUGAGGAUUUAAGUUAAGUCAGCGUGGACCAAUCCGUAAAAUGCGCCAUCGCUUCGACGACCGACACCAUUGAUAAGAAGCUUCUACUCAUCAACUGUCAGUUUAUCAAUCGUGCAACAUGCGUCCUUCCCUCGCUACAGCGGUCCUUCCGCCCAGGACCCGUUCCCACAAUCCACCCAACCUCGCAGUGGGGGGCCGUGAACAUCUGUCUGCUCCACGAAGGCGCAGCCCCCACCUCCGGCACACCCUCAGCCCGGAGAACCUGCGAACCUUGGCAGAGAGGGGCGGGGCUUCCGUCGAUACUGUCUCUGUUGUCAGCAGUCCUAUUGGGCUUCCGCGGGCCAACAGUGACACAGAUCUGGUGACCUCCCAAAGCCGGUCUUCGCUAACAGCAUCCACUCUGGAGUACACGUUGAACCGGGGCCAGAACCUCGUCAUAUCCUGGGACAUCAAGGAAGAAGUGGAUGCUACCGACUGGAUCGGGCUGUACCACAUUGAUGAAACUAGUCCGUCCAACGUGUGGGACUGUAAGAACCGAGGGGUGAAUGGCACCCAGAAGGGUCAGAUCGUUUGGAGGUUGGAGCCCGGGCCCUACUUUAUGGAGCCCGAGACCAAGAUCUGUUUCAAGUACUACCAUGGAGUGAGCGGAGCCCUGAGAGCCACGACCCCCUGCAUCACCGUGAAGAACCCCGCAGUCCUGGUGGAGGGGCUUUCAGAGCAGGUGGGCGUUGAACAUCCACGCAAACUGAUCAGCUUUACUUUGACAGAUCUGCGAGCCACAGGCUUAAAGAAAGGCAUGUUUUUCAAUCCGGACCCGUACCUGAAGAUGUCCAUCCACCCAGGGAAAAGAAGCGUCUUCCCCAUCUUCAGCCACCACGGACAGGAACGACGAUCAGCCAUCAUCGCUAACACCACCAACCCUGUUUGGCAUGGAGAGAAAUACACAUUUGUAGCACUAAUGACGGACAUCCUGUACAUCGAGGUGAAGGACAAGUUUGCAAAAAGUCGACCGAUCAUCAAACGCUUCCUCGGUCAGCUCACUAUCCCUGUCCAGCGGCUUAUUGAAAAAAUACCAGGAGUCCAGCCCGUGAGUUUCCCCCUGUGUCGGCGCCUUCCCACUGAACACGUAAGCGGCCAGUUGCAGUUCAAAGUGGAGCUCACCUCGACCGGGCCGGAUGGUGCCUCUCCUGAUUCUAUCAUUGGCAUGUCGUCAUUGAAUGGAGCUCCAGGGACUCCAUCCGAUGAUGAGGACCUGCCCCAUCAUCUUCCAGGAGUGGUCUCUGGAGGACCUUCUCCUACUGGCUCUCAAAGCAUGUGGGAAGGUGGCGCCAUGGCCUUCCCAGAGAAGGACCUGUCUCUUGUUGGAGCAGAGGGUAGAUUUCUCGGGGCUGAAAGCCUAUCAGGCCAUCAAAUGCUUCAGAGGUCGCUCAUUGAGGGCCUGGAUGCUAUUGAGGCCCCCAAAGGCCCCGGUGAAAGACCCCUGGGUGCGGCCUCCCCUAAACUGCGCUCCAGUUUCCCCACACACACAAGGCUCAGCGCCAUGUUGCACAUCGAUUCAGACGAGGACGAGGACAGGUCUGGGGCCAAUGACAUCACUCCGGUGCCGCUGUCACCGCUGCUGAUGAAUGGACAACCUCCAGAUGUCAGCGGCCCCGAUGAAGACGACCCAUUUCCUGAGAUCCAGCUGGAGCCUGAGCAGCUGGAGCCCUCGGUGCUGGAGGAGGAGCCCGAGGGUGCGGUUGGCGGGACAGACAACGUGCCCCCUGACGCAGAGGUGGCCCUGGAGAUGGCGGCAGGUCUGGACUUAGAUGAUAUUUUGGAGCCAGACGUCUUCUCCGAAGUGGACGAGGCUCCUUUCACAGAGGCUGUGUCCCAUAAUGCUGUGUCAGUGGGGGGAGAAGUGCAUGAGGAAGGAAGGGGGGCUGGCGAGGACUCAGAGAUUGACACUUGCUCCAUGGCAACAGCCCCGCAGACGGCCUUUUCAUCAUCAGAGAGCUGUCCAAUCACACUGACUACUGCGGUGGAAGCGGAGGAGGGAGCGGAGACAGCAAUAGAUCCAGGGGGAGAUGUAGUUUCCGGCACCCCACCAACCAAUCAGGCUGUAGACGAUGAAGGGGGCGGGCAGGUUGCUGUCACUGAGGCUGAAGGAGAAGCUGCCCCAGCCAGCGAGCAUGCAGAGGUGGAAGAUAUCAGUGUGAGGAGGCUGAGUCUGCAGGCUGCCGGGGGCGUGGCGGCAGAACCGGAAGGGGAGGAGACAAAACCACCUGAGGGGGCGGGCUCUGUGGAUUCUGAGCAAGUCACCACAGAAACAGAUGGAGAGGAAGGUUCUCAUGUCAACGGCCAUCCUGUACGUUCGCUUCCUUCUGUGCGCCAUGACAUCCACCGAUACCAGCGUGUGGACGAGCCUCUGCCUCCCAACUGGGAGGCUCGGAUCGACAGCCACGGGAGGAUCUUCUUCGUGGACCACGUGAACAGAACCACCACGUGGCAGCGUCCCACCGGACCUCCUGCCCCGCAGGGCCUGACCCGCUCCAACUCCAUUCAGCAGAUGGAGCAACUCAACCGCAGGUACCAGAGCAUCAGGAGGACCAUAACCAACAGCGAUCGGGCAGAGGAAGCCCCGGUUGACCUGCUUCCUGAACCAGAAAGUGAACUGAUGCCUCACUCCAUUUCAGAAUACCGACGAGACAGUGCAGUCGCUCACUCCAGCGGGCGCUCGCGUCUCUCGCUGCUGCUCCAGUCACCCAGCGCCAAGUUCCUGUGCAGCCCCGACUUCUUCACCGUGCUGCAUUCUAACCCUAGUGCCUACCGCAUGUUUACGAGCAACACCUGCCUGAAGCACAUGAUCAGUAAGGUGCGUCGGGACGCUCAUUACUUUGAGCGCUACCAGCACAACCGCGACCUCGUCACCUUCCUCAACAUGUUCUCCAACAAGCAGCUGGAGCUUCCCCGGGGCUGGGAGAUGAAGCACGACCAUACUGGGAAGCCCUUCUUUGUGGAUCACAACUGUCGGUCCACGACCUUCAUCGACCCACGGCUUCCCCUCCAGAGUUCUCGCUCCACCGGGCUGCUGGCCCACCGCCAGCACCUGAGCCGCCAGCGCAGCCACAGUGCCGGGGAGGUAGUGGACGACUCACGCCAAACCAACCCGCCCGUCAUGCCCCGCCCCUCCAGCACCUUCAGCGGCUCCAGUCGAAGUCAGUACCAAGAUGUGGUGCCUGUGGCCUACAAUGACAAGAUAGUGGCGUUUCUACGGCAACCCAACAUCGUUGAGAUCCUGCAGGAAAGGCAACCCGAGCUCGCCAGGAACCACUCGCUCAAGGAGAAGGUGCAGUUUAUUCGCAGUGAGGGAGUCAGUGGGCUGGCUCGUCUCUCCAGCGACGCUGACCUCGUCAUGCUGCUGAGCUUAUUUGAGGAGGAGGUGAUGUCAUACGUGCCGCCGUUACUCCACCCGAAUUACUGCCUCUCCUCUCCGCAGAGCUCCCCCGGCACCCAGCGAGCCAACGCCCGCGCUCCGGCUCCCUACAAGCGAGAUUUUGAGGCUAAACUGAGGAACUUCUAUCGAAAGCUGGAGAGCAAGGGUUACGGACAGGGGCCAGGAAAAGUCAAGCUCAUCAUACGCAGGGACCACCUCCUGGAGGACGCCUUUAACCAGAUCAUGUGUUACUCCCGUAAAGACCUACAGAGGAGUAAACUUUACGUCAGCUUUGUGGGCGAGGACGGGCUGGACUACAGCGGACCCUCCAGAGAGUUUUUCUUCCUGGUAUCCAGAGAGCUGUUUAACCCGUACUACGGCCUGUUUGAAUAUUCAGCCAAUGACACGUACACGGUCCAGAUCAGCCCCAUGUCGGCCUUUGUAGACAACCACCACGAAUGGUUUCGCUUCAGUGGGCGUAUCCUAGGCCUGGCUCUCGUCCAUCAGUACCUGCUGGAUGCCUUCUUUACACGACCCUUCUACAAGGGGCUUCUUCGCAUCCCAUGUGACCUGAGCGACCUGGAGUUCCUGGACGAGGAGUUCCACCAGAGCCUGCAAUGGAUGAAGGACAACGACAUCGAAGACAUGCUGGACCUCACCUUCACCGUCAAUGAGGAGGUCUUCGGACAGAUUACAGAGAGAGAGCUGAAGCCAGGCGGGGCUGGUAUCCCUGUGUCAGAGAAGAACAAAAAGGAGUACAUUGAGCGCAUGGUCAAGUGGCGUAUAGAAAGAGGAGUGGCCCAGCAGACGGAGAGCCUGGUCCGAGGUUUCUAUGAGGUGGUGGAUGUGCGACUGGUGUCUGUGUUUGACGCCAGGGAGCUGGAGCUUGUGAUUGCAGGCACUGCGGAGAUCGACCUGGCAGACUGGAGGAACAACACGGAGUACAGAGGAGGUUACCAUGACAACCACAUAGUGAUUCGCUGGUUCUGGGCUGCUGUGGAGAGGUUCAACAAUGAGCAGAGGCUGAGGCUGCUGCAGUUCGUGACAGGCACCUCCAGUAUUCCCUACGAGGGAUUUGCCUCUCUACGGGGCAGUAACGGACCCCGCAGGUUCUGUGUGGAGAAAUGGGGGAAAAUCACCUCCUUACCCAGGGCUCACACUUGCUUUAAUCGUCUGGACCUCCCACCUUACCCCUCCUUCUCCAUGCUGUACGAGAAGCUGGUUACUGCUGUAGAGGAAACGAGCACGUUCGGGUUGGAGUAGCCUCAUAUCAGCUCACACCCAGGUUUCACUUGGGCGAGCGAAGCAUCUGGAAAUCCACCUUUCCCACCAUAGGACAGACAUGGAAAAUAAAACUAAUAUCCUCAAAAGGCAACUAACCCCCCACCCCCCUCUCCUGUGGAUAACUGCUGUUUUUUCUGACUGGCUUUUCGUCACUCAGCACGCAGGCUUCGCUCCGAUUCUCUGCCUUUCUCUCACGUAUCUAGUGGAAGCGGAUCGAGCGAUCACCUUCUGGAGGAAAGGCGGGGAAUCGGAGGAUGGUUGGAAAAGCUGUAUCGUACUAUUUCUUGUUUUCAUGGUUUGUUCACUGAGCCACAUGUGUGCUUUAUCUCUUCAGUUAAUGGCCUUGUUUAAUGGAUUUUUAGCACCUCCCUUAAUCCUCCUCCACCACUUCCUUUCCUCUUCCUCUAACCUGCACCUCAGAGACAGCUGCUCAAAAACCACUAAGCUCCCUUCUCCCUCUCUGGACCUCUAAACUGUGUCCUUUUCUGCACUGGGGGUGCAACGUUAUGAACUAUAGUACACACACACACACACACACACAUUUCACCUUUGCACAAAACACACACAAACAUUUUUGUUUUUAUUGAUGGUGCAAACCAGUGUGUCCCCCAAGAUUUUUUUUUAUCAGCAUGGAAAGAUGUGACAUUUUAGACUUACAGCUGGAUGUUGGCUGGUCCUCCUUGCCUGUCUGAGAGCAGGGGAUACACUAGUGUGCACACAUACACACUCAAACAGAUAAACGUACACACAAAUUACAUAAAACCAGUUGUUUCAGGACUGAAAGUACACUUGUUUUCACAGUUUUGAUUCCUGAAUAAGCUGGACAGUGAGUCACAAAUCAUCAGUGACAUUCACGGACAGUGUCAUAGACCCAUUGUGAUAAUGACGGCAGGUGCUGGUCAGGACUGUUAGCCUCAAUACUGCGACAUCGGAGCUCUUACACAGGCACGAAAGGUAAAGACACAUCUGAGACACGCAGCCCUUGCAUAUACUCAACAUGGACACCCAGUAUCACACACACAGACACGUAUUACAGCAUUAGCCUCGAUGCUGUGGGUGCACUUCCUUCUGAUGCACUCACUCCAGACUACAGACAUAUUUACUGACACACUUCAGUGAAACAGAAGUGCAGGGUUCCUGUCUUUCAAACACACAUUUAUCCCGAGCAAUACAUGCAUUUUCAGAUGACGUCCGCUCAUCAGUAUGACACAGAACGUCCUCCUCACAGAUGAUAUCGCCUCCCACCCUUUGAAAGUGAUGAAUGUACCAAAUAAGUGACUGAAUGUAUGAACCUCAAGCAACUCUGUUCGGCCCCCUGAGGAAGAUUUCCAGCAGGCUGAAGAGGAAAACGCGGAAGAUGGAAGUGGAGGGAAAGGAAAUCAAACGUGACACGGUUGCUUGAGGAAUGGGGACGCGCUUCACUCGAUGUGGACACCGGAUUUAGGCCUUGUUAGCUGACAGACACGAGCCUGGUGUCGCCCAGGUGCCUGGUCAGGCUGCAGUGGUGGGAUCUUUUUAGUGCCUCUUGGGUUUUUCCUGACCAUAAAGUGAAAUGUUAUAAGGGAAGCUGUUUUAUUUCCUUGUAAAAAAAACUAAUUGACCAGAUCCACGUGUCUCACAAAUCAAAGAUGGUGAAAGUUAAGUGGCUGAGGUUAGACACAGAUAUCAACACAAGGGGGCAGUAAGGUGUGCUGUCAUUACUAUGACAAGUUCAAAAGCAAAGAACCAGUGAUUUUCUCCUUCCUGAAUGACCUGACCUAGUGAGAUUAUGAUGUUGUCAGGAACAAGCACCGGCCUUUAGGGCUGUAUGGGUAUUGUAUUUUAGAACUUUUGGCAUACACGUCCAUGCCAGACAAUAGUUUUGUCUUGAAAGCAUGUGAUAAAACAUUUCUCUUAACUCUGUAAGUGCACGACCCAAACCCUGAGGACCCUUUCACUAAGUCUCUCACACACUUUCUUACAUGCACACACACACACACACACACACACAGACAAACACACAAACAUACUCGUUUUCUAUGGGGUGCAUGCAAGAUUACACCUACUGUACAGAGUCCUGUUGGAGCUAGACCACAGGGGCUGGAAUAGUGCUAGAGAGCCCCACAUGUGAUGCAAGAUGUGGAGGCAGACUUUCGUAUCUCAGCCCCCCCUCCCCCCUCCCAGUUCCAAUACUGCAUGCGGGAUCUUCCCGGUCAGCUCUGUGAGCUGUGCUGGGGCAGAAACCCCUAGAUGGCGUUGUGUUAUAGCUCGAUAUUGCAUGCUGAAAUAGUGCAACACACUGUCCUUACUAGCUUUUUUUGCAUGAGGAUAUUGCUAUCCAUUCAGAAAAAGGGGUGAGGGAGCUGGUUAAGUUGUGUCACUUUGGUUGUGGCGCUCACUUGAGGCAUGCGGCCUUAUGCUUACCUGGCACUGUCAUACCUUGAGUGUUAAGCUCAUGGGAACAGGGUGUAGGAAAUAGGUGCUUUAGUCACUUAGUUUUAGCUCUGGGAAUGGACAACGUGUGAAUGCAAUAGUUUGUUUUCUCUAUGACAGUGUAUUGGCGAGUAUCUCGGCAGCAUGUUUCAAAAAUGUUGUUACUUUCACAUGUGCGUGUCUGCCUAUCUUAGUAAUAGGUCGAAGGUUAUGGUUCAUUGCUCAUGAAUCAGUGAUGAAUCAAUAGGGCUGUUUUGAUUUUGUGAAACGUGAGAGCACAUGUUUGUGUAUCAUGUGUGCGGUCCUGUUUGUCUCUUUGUAUAUAAAUGUAUAUGUAUGUCUGUCCUGUUGUGUGUAUAAAUAUAUAUUUUGCACCGAAUGUACCAAAGGUUUGGGGCUUGCAAAGUCAACCAUUAGGCCUGCUUUCUCUAUUUCAGUCCAACAAACACGUCCCACUUCUGGCUUCUGCCAAAUUCCUACAGAGCAUCACCUCAUGUUUGCUUGAGGGGCAGAUUCGUGGCAUGAGCAACAACGCUUCACGUUAGGAUAUACAUUCACAUUUUCCAUAACGAGGCUUUUCUGCUGCAGAAGACUGGUAAGAUCUAUUACUUGCUUCACAUCCAAAUGAAUACAGUUGCACCUCUCGUCUUUCCUAGUACAUCUUCUGACAGGACCCGGCUCCGGUUUUCAGAAUUCCACUCUAUGCAAAGCUCCUGUAUGUGUGUCUCCAUUUCACCCCAAUGAUUGUAAUAAAAGAGAACAAAUGACAAAUUUUGAUUAAUGAUACAUGACCUUUAUUUAUCUUUUACAAGAGUUUUGAACCAGUUCAACUAGUAGAUAACAACAUGUAUUAUCUUUAUAGUAGCCUACGAUAUAAAAAUCAGUUCAUCAUGAAGUACCUCGCCUUGAUUAAACACUCCAAAGUCCUGACCUUCUGCAACCAAAUA
This is a messenger RNA of Morone saxatilis (striped sea-bass), 8252 nucleotides long. It is a transcript of the gene hecw2a, whose product is annotated as HECT, C2 and WW domain containing E3 ubiquitin protein ligase 2a. Lineage: Eukaryota; Metazoa; Chordata; Actinopteri; Moronidae. Gene Ontology annotation, molecular function: protein binding; ubiquitin-protein transferase activity. The transcript is spliced from 29 exons. Gene Ontology annotation, biological process: regulation of dendrite morphogenesis. Bases 313 to 4872 code for a protein of 1519 amino acids. The record is from RefSeq and is a predicted model, not a curated record.